AAACACCCCACAGCUCAACUCUAGUCCAAGCUCCCUCUAUCUCUCUCUUUCUUUACUAAAACAAUGUCAAGCGAUAAAGUGCCCUUCGCCGGAGUAAUGCCGGACUCCGGCAGACGCAAGAAGCAAAAGAAGGUCUUCAUAGCCCUCUUCGCCACUCUCGUCGUCGUCGCCGCCGUUAUCGGCAUUGCCGCCGGCGUAAACUCCCGAAAGAGCUCGGUCUCCGCCGCCCACAUUGACGGCGCCACCCACGCCGUGUUGAAAUCCGCCUGCAGCAGCACUCGCUACCCGGAUCUCUGCUACUCCGCCGUCGCCGCUUCGGCUUCGUCCGGAGGCAGCAAAAAGGUGUCAAAUCUAAAGGACGUCAUCGGGCUCUCGGUGAACAUCACGAUCACCGCAGUCCAAGAGAACUACUUCAGCAUCAAGAAGCUGACGAAGCGGAAGGGCCUGACGAAGAGAGAGAAGACCGCCCUCCACGACUGUCUGGAGACCAUCGAUGAGACGCUCGACGAACUUCACGAAGUUCAAGACGAUCUCGAGCAGUACCCGAACACGAAGUCUCUGAAACAGCACGCCGAUGAUUUUCUGACGCUUCUCAGCUCCGCCAUAACCAAUCAGGAGACUUGUCUGGACGGAUUCUCGCACGACAAGGCCGACGAGCACGUGCGGGACGCGCUGAUCAAGGGGGAGGAGCACGUGGAAAAGUUGUGCAGCAAUGUGCUGGCCAUGAUAAAAAACAUGACCGACACCGACAUCGCCACUGAGAGGAAGACGGCCGGGAGGAAGCUCCAGGAGGAUCACGGCGUGGCGGGGACGGAGGUGGAUGGGGAGGGGUGGCCGGUGUGGAUGUCGGCGGCGGACAGGAGGCUGCUGCAGUCGUCGUCGGUGACGCCGAACGUGGUGGUGGCGAAGGACGGGAGCGGGGGCUACACGGCGGCGGCGGUGGCGGCGGCUCCGGAUAACAGUAAGACGAGAUACGUAAUUAGGAUUAAGGCGGGUGUUUAUAGAGAGAAUGUGGAUGUUUCGAAGAAGAAGAAGAACAUCAUGUUCCUCGGAGAUGGGAGGACCACCACCAUCAUCACCGCGAGCAGGAAUGUGGUUGACGGAAGCACCACCUUCAAUUCCGCCACUGUUGCUGCGGUUGGCGAGGGCUUCCUAGCACGAGACAUAACCUUCCAAAACACAGCCGGACCCUCAAAGCACCAAGCCGUGGCCCUCCGGGUCGGGUCCGACCUCUCCGCCUUCUACCGCUGCGACGUGCUUGCCUACCAAGACUCCCUCUACGUCCACUCCAACCGCCAAUUCUUCAUAAACUGCCUCGUCGCCGGCACCGUCGACUUCAUCUUCGGCAACGCCGCCGCGGUCUUGCAGGACUGCGACAUCCACGCCCGCCGCCCCAAUUCGGGCCAGAAGAACAUGGUCACUGCCCAGGGCCGAACCGACCCGAACCAAAACACCGGAAUCGUGAUCCAGAAGUCCCGUAUCGGAGCCACCUCGGACCUCAAACCCGUCCAGAGCAGCUUCCCGACAUAUCUCGGGCGGCCGUGGAAGGAAUACUCGAGGACGGUGGUCAUGCAGAGUGACAUCAGCAACGUGAUCGUCCCCGCCGGGUGGCACGAGUGGAGCGGAAGCUUUGCGCUGAACACGCUGGUUUACAGGGAGUACCAGAACACCGGCGCCGGCGCCGACACGUCGAAGAGGGUGACGUGGAAGGGGUACAAGGUUAUCACGGGUGCCAGUGAGGCUCAGCAGUACACUGCCGGAAAUUUCAUUGCCGGAGGGAGUUGGUUGAGAGCCACGGGAUUUCCUUUCUCUCUUGGUCUGUAAUCUGAAGUUUAAUUAUUACGAAGCAAUUACGCACGUUGUAAUCACGCGGUAUUUUGUUGGCUCGUAAUUCCUUGAGUUUAGCUUGUUUACGUGGUCUUGCGCGGGAAUCAAGCUUGUAUUUGUAUUAUCUGUCGAUUCCCUGUCCAAUUCUCAUUUGGUAAGAAAUAUAAUUCUUCAUUUUCAGGAUCA
Messenger RNA from Morus notabilis, 2013 nucleotides. Its product is annotated as pectinesterase. The record is from RefSeq and is a predicted model, not a curated record. Gene Ontology annotation, biological process: cell wall modification. NCBI's taxonomy places the organism in Eukaryota, Viridiplantae, Streptophyta, Magnoliopsida, Rosales, Moraceae. Bases 64 to 1824 code for a protein of 586 amino acids. The transcript has 2 exons. Gene Ontology annotation, molecular function: pectinesterase inhibitor activity; pectinesterase activity.